GCGAAGGAAGGGUAAACACUAAGAGGAAAACAAUACGACUUGAUGUAGUUUUAUAAUAAAUAGUGCAAAUAUGUCUCAGAUAAAGUCUGAAAUCAAGCAGCCUGAUCCUAAAGAUGACAAAACUUACUGUGUCUCAAGUGAAGAUGGUGACCAUUCAACAUUAGGAAUGGAGGAGAUCAUCACAGUUCAGUACCGGCUGCCAGAUUCAUAUUGUUUUGAGUCUGCAAUAUUUUUUGACAAGAAUACUAUUGAGAGACCCUCAUUACACAAAAUGGUGAAAGAGUGGCACACAGAUAUUCUUCAGAAGAGAAUGACAAAAAAGAAAAAGAAUGAAGAAGCCAUCGCUCUGACUCGGACAAGGAAUGAAAGUCAGUGUAGUGUAGACUCUUUCACUGUCAGUGGGGAGAGUCAGGAGCUAACAGUGGAUUCUGGUCAGGACGCAAGUGAAGAUAGUCAAGAUUUACUUGCAGACUCAUUUGAGUUAGAACUGGAGAAAACCCCUGAAGACGUAAUACCUAUGGAUGAAGUUCCUCUUCAAAGUGGCAACAUGUCAUCAUCCUCCCCAGCAAAUGUGAGUGAUUCCCAUGUGAGUUCAUCCUCUACAGUUCUGGACCCAAGAUCAACUACAGCAUCUUUGCACCAGAACUCAGACUCCAGUUUGUCAUUUCUUGCUAAAUCACAACUGAAAAUUUCUGUUCCCAGAUUAACAAUUCUAUCUUCUUCACAGUCAACAAACUCUUUCUCAGGUUUAUCAUAUUCAACCCAAUCAAAUUUUGGACUCGGUGGAACUACAGUAAUAACAACACCUCUUGGAGUACUGCACCAGGAGGACCCAGCUCAUCGUGUGUCAUCCUCAACAUCUGAUCCAGAGCAAGAUAGACCUAGUUUGUCAUCACUUGCAGCAUCUUCUCUACCAACAACAGGAAUUAAAAAUGCUGGACCCAGUUUGUCAUCACUUGCAGCAUCUUCUCUACCAACAACAGGAAUUAAAAAUGCUGGACCUAGUUUGUCAUCACUUGCAGCAUCUUCUCUACCAACAACAGGAAUUAAAAAUGCUGGAUCCAGUUUGUCAUCUCUUGCAGCAGCACACACUAUGGAUGUUGAGUCCAGUUCAUCUUCUCUACCAACAACAGGAAUUAAAAAUGCUGGACCCAGUUUGUCAUCUCUUGCAGCAGCACACACUAUGGAUGUUGAGUCCAGUUCAUUUUCUCUACCAACAACAGGAAUUAAAAAUGCUGGACCAGUUUGUCAUCUCUUGCAUCUUUUUCUCUACCAACAACAGGAAUUAAAAAUGCUGGACCCAGUUUGUCAUCUCUUGCAGCAGCACACACUAUGGAUGUUGAGUCCAGUUCAUUUUCUCUACCAACAACAGGAAUUAAAAAUGCUGGACCCAGUUUGUCAUCUCUUGCAGCAGCACACACUAUGGAUGUUGUGUCCAGUUCAUCAUUCCUACCUUCAACAGGAAUUAAAAACUCUGGACCCAGUUUACAGUUAGUCACAUCAACUCAGACAAAAAAUCCUGAGCCUGUCUUGUCAUUAACAGGCAAUAAGAACUCUGGACCCAGCUUGUCAUCACUUGCAGCAGUAUACAUGGGUAACACAGAAUCCAGUUUGUCAACUCUUGCAAAUUCCUGUGUAGGCAGUUUUGGGUACAAUACCCCACCCUUUCUUAGUUCAAGUCCAAACUGGAAACCAACAGCUUCUCUGCCCUCUGGAGAUGCAAUAAAACUCCUUGAAAAAAAAAUUUGUCCCGCAGAAUCAACAAAUUUGAAUCCAUUGUCCCAUCAGCAAAGCUUGAUACUUUCUGAAUCUAUGCAACCACCAUCCUCUGGUUUGAGUAUCCCAAAACUAGUUGUUUCACCAAAAGACAGAAGUGCACUUGAUUCUUCUGGUUGUGAUUUUGCAAGUUUGAGUUUUGGUGGUGCUCUGCCCUUUCCAGUGACACUAAGCAAUAUAGGAAAGGACAAGUCUCUUGAAAAUUUGGAUCCUGUUCGCAACUCACCUACUUCUCUCAAUAUGUCUGGUUCAGAAGGUGUCUCUCUGUCUGUGUCCUCAGAUUCACCCAUGGCUGAUGUCACUUGCCUGUCAUCAGCUGGUAGCAUGAAUUCUUUUGGAAAGGAGUUGCCAGGUCUCAUUAAGCCUCUGUCUUCUAUACAGAAUCCCCAGGUCAUACAACCACUUCCUGGACUCACACUCCCACCUGGCCUAUCACUCCCUCCUGGUUUGCCUCCACCACCUGGUUUAUUUCCACCACCUGGUUUGCCUCCACCACCUGGUUUGCCUCCACCACCUGGUUUAUCUCCACCACCUGGUUUACCUCCACCACCUGGUAUGCUCCCCCACCCUAGAUUUCUUCCUCAAUCUGGUCUAGUUCCUUACCAACAUUCACCAUCAACAAUGCAAGAUUUAUCAGUCUCAGAAUUCUCCCUUGACAGCCAUCGUCACCCAAAGCUUCAUCAGCCGUUUUCUCCUGACAACGAUCAUCCUGAAAAGGAAAAUCUAGAACUGGUGUUGCAGAUGGAUGAGGCAAUUGAUGACAUAGUUCCUGAUAUUGAUUUGCAAGCUGCUCUCAUGAAGCCUCCAGAGAAGAUUGACCCAGUUGUUAAGAAUGAGGCAUCGAGAGAUCUAGCAAUGAUCAUAGAAUGCGGCCAGUUUGAGAGCGAUUCAUCUUUGUGUAAACCUUGUCCUUCAUCUUUUGGUCAGGUAAUGGCAAGAAUACCCCCCACUCCUAGAGUAAAGCGGCUGACUGAAAAAACCAUAACUGUUCCGUUCCGCAUUUUUAGGUUUGAUUGUCCCUCCCCGGAUGAGCUUAUACGAGAAGCUCUGCAGGACCAUCAGAACCCCGCCUGGUACAAACUGACAUCCAGGGAGAGGCAGAGUAGAAGAUAGUUGUGUCCAUGUCAUUAUUGUAUUAGAUUUGUAUUGUGAAUAGUAUACUGUACUUGUACUGUAUAGUGAAGUACAGUAUAGAACUAAGUCUCUGCAGGUGAGACUGCAGUGUAGCACAAUAAUUUAUAACUUUUAUGAUAAGAAUUUCAUCGAAAUGCUGAUGUAGUUAUGUAGGCAAUAUCUGAGACUAUAUUUAUAAGGAAGGAAAGUGUUUCAAUCCCAACUCAUAUACAAAGUACUGUAUAUGAUUGCAGAGUAAAGAAUUUAAGUGGCAAUCAUUGAUAAUCAUAUUGGCAUUGUAAACUUGGCAAACUGCAGUAUUUUCCAGCAUUGUCUUCAUCAACUCCUGGUGAUCACUGGAGUGGUUGGCUGUCUGCUUCACAUAUUAUACCCAAGAUGUAGGCUAAGAGGUGUUGUCAUCAGCUGUGUCAACCUGAAACUUGUCUGCACAGCUUUUAUUAUGAUAUUGGAUGGAUCGUGGUGACUUGUUGGGCAUCAUUAUCAUUCAGAGACAAAGUGCAGUUUUACAUGAUUACUGUACAACAUCAAAGAUCAACAACUUGCCCAAAACUGGGUAACGGGUUAUCGUAAAUAAUUAUUUUUAAAUAUUAGAACUUAUUUUGACAAUGUUCAUAUGGCUUUUCUGCUUAAAAUAUGUGUAGUCCUAUAAAAUUACAAUGAUAAUAUGUAUUUUGUAUAUUGUACAGUAUAUAAGCUAAAAAUUUUUGAGUAAUAUGGUGGUUACAUCAGGUAAUUGAUGGGUGUAGUCAGCUGUCCACUUUAGUGUGAUAACAAGGAGGUGGGUGAGGCAGUGGCUGAAGACAGUGCAGGUCAAGAUAUACUAACAAGUACAUACAAGUACAAAGAAAACAAAAUCCAUGUUUUGUUUCAUUUGCUGAUGAGUCAAGUGCAGUACCUAGUAUUUGCUUGACUAUGGUUGGACAGAUAAGAAACGUUUGUGCAAUAAUGUCUGAUGUUGGCUAUGCUAAAGGUUUUAAUAUCAGUAGCUAUAAGGAAAUAUGUGAUAAAGCAUUUUACUCAGUAAAUUAACGAAACUUAUAGAAUAGGAAAAAAAAUCACAGUUUUAUUUGACAGAAAAUGAAGUUUUAUUUGGUGUAAUAUUGUACUAGUUGAGAGAGAAGAAUUGUGAUAUUUACUCAGAAUAUUACUUUCAGUCUGUGAACUGCAUAAGAAGUAAAACUAAUCCUCUAAUGUCAAGAAGUUGGUAAAUCAACUGAAAUGUGUUGAUUUGUGUGGCUGUUGGAGUUAAGUUUUGGCUGCACAAAUUAUCUAGUUUUAAAUGGAGUGGAUUCCUAAUUGUAUCUUUAGGUUUUAUAGUGUGUUGUGUUUUAUGUGAAUUCACUUUGUUUAAUGUUGAUUAUGUUCUUAGAAAGUAAGUGUUCUAAAUAAUGUGUUGGAAAAAUCAGAUCUCAUUAACAUUGGAACUGACAGUAAUUUUCCAGUAAAAGGUGUAUUUGUUUUUAUUGUCAAGGUACAGUAAUUUGAUUACUUAUCAAAUAAAUGAAGUACUGUACAUUACAGUACAGUGCUGUACAUUGGACUUUAGGUUUUAAAGAAUGCUUGAAAGAGAUGCAUAAAAAUAAUGGAUCACUAAGCUGCCACCGAGAUUUGUGACUUAGCACUGCCACCAUUGUGCUUCACAACAGCACAAAGGCUCACCAUCCCCAAUAAAGGAAUGGGAUGGUAAGCUUUAUUGACAUAAAAGUAUGUUCAAAUUUGGGGAUGGCACAUUCUGCUGUUUCUUUGCUCUACAGUAUUAAAAUAGAAUUAGAUAUCCAGUUGUCCGUCCAGUGGCAGCAAGUGGUUGUGUGCAGUAUUAGUUUCUUAAAGUCACCCACCCAUUAUUGUGCUUCUACCUUCUUAUAUGACCUUGAAGUUUUUACCGCAAUUUUGAUGGAUUUGAUUUAGCUCAGCCAGGUGCAGUAAUUAUCUGAAUGUUGUUGAUAUUUUAGAUACCAUCACAAGAUUUAGUAUGCAGUGAGUUUAAAGUUUUAUGUUAUUAGGGGCUUAACAUCGGCAUCCAUUUUAAAUUGUUGCAUUACUAUACAGUACUUAAGGAGGAAGUAAAUCUAUAACUGAGUGUUCAAGUGUUUUAUACCAUCAGGGUGACAGUAAUUUUUUUUUUUAAUUAAAUUGUUCAUGUUUUUUUAAUAGAAAUUUUGUAUUUUAUUAUGAAGUUCUUUUAUUGAUUACAUAUGACCCCUUCAGUAGUCUUCAUCUCUUAAGGUUACAUGGCUUAUAUUUUCUUAUAGUGAUGGUAAAUACUAAAUAUAAUUAAGAUGAGAUAAAAUUUGUUUUGCUGUAAAAAUUUUAGCCGCUAGAGAAAGCGACCCAUGCUGACCACCCUUCUCUCACACACUUCCUCUUGGUAUUUAAUUUUUCUUCUUUUACAAAAUCUGCUACCUGCAGUAUUUUUCUGUUAGCCCAUGUACAGUACUGUGUAAUGUACAAUACAGUACAGUAUAUGUACAUAUUUAAAACAGGUAUACCAUAGCAGUAAUUAUCCCUGUACCCUCAUACAUUCCUUUUUCUUUACUGUGCAUCAGUAUUUAUUAAACAAAUUAUCAAGGUCUUUAUUCUUUUGUGUGAGUUUUUUUCUUUUGUACAUCCCUGUUGAAAUAAACUAAUAUAUAAGGUUUAUAAUUGUUUUUGCAUAGGCAUUAGAACUAGGGGGCACUGGGGGCAUGGGUACCCCUGUAUUAAGGGACAGCAAACUUGCAAAGUCAGACACCCACAGAAGGACUAAUCAAUGUAAGAAAUGUGUCCACUCAGUGGCAUUAUGUUCCUACACCUAUGUAUUAGUAUAGUAUGUAUUUUGAUAAUAAGCACAUCAUUACAUUUAGGAAUUUGGGGGCAGUCAGGUAAAGCACGACUGUUGUAGCCUUUAAGAAUUUACAUCUUGCUUUGUAAAUUUAGAUCAGAGUAAAAAUAAGUGUUAUAUUAAGAUGUUGUAGAUGAUGUGUGACUCAUCCUACUAUGACUUUAGGUUUAAUAAGUAAAGCUAAAGGAUGACAUUGUUGAUGCCAGCUGAAUGAUAAUGUUUCUUUUCCAAGUAAGGACAGGAUAAUCAGUGCACAGGAUACUAAGACAAAGAAAGGUUUGGUGGAAGAUAUAGUUGAUCGUAUGAAGACAAUGUUUACCGUAGUACUUUAGGUUGGUAGUAUAUUUUAUAAUCAAAUGAACAAAUAUAUCAUCAACCAAACCUCUCACUGUCACUGGAUCUUAAAACUGUGGAUUACAACCAAACAUAAAAAAGUAUCCUUUAUCCUCACUGGACAAUGUCUUCUCAUUAGAGUGUUGGAUGUAUGGUCUGCUAUGAUAUUCAACUUGGAUGGAAAGAUGUUUAAACACAUUUGCACUUACGAACCUGUUUCUCUGGCCUGGUUGAGUACUACCACAGUAAAAUACUAGUCAUGGCAUUAUGAAAUUAAGGAUGAAAAAAUUUAUUGUACUAUAUUAGUUUGUUAAUAUCUAAGAGUCCUUGUGUUUAUAUUUACAUGUUAUGCUGGAAAUGAGAGAUGAGUCAAUAUAGCCCUUACAGUGUGUGGCUUAUUUUAUUAUUUUUACCACUUUAUUGUACUGGGUCACAUAUUGUGGAAUGAAGAUAUUUUCACAAUUUUCCCUACACCCUGGGCCUUCUAACCAGACAUAUUAUAAAUUAAUAAACUUGUGUGUAAAGACUAAUAGGUACACUUAAAAAUCUUAAAGGUUUUGCUCCAAAAUUUCACAUAAAAAUAUUGCAUUGUUAAAUGACAUUUAGCAAAAACUAUGUACUGUAAUAGUUAUACCUGUACAUAUGUACCUGAUUCUUUGCAUAUUUUUUUAAAUAAACAAAUUGCUGUAAUAAA
Messenger RNA from Homarus americanus (American lobster), 6758 nucleotides. RefSeq names its product chitinase-like protein PB1E7.04c. The record is from RefSeq and is a predicted model, not a curated record. NCBI's taxonomy places the organism in Eukaryota, Metazoa, Arthropoda, Malacostraca, Decapoda, Nephropidae. The transcript is spliced from 4 exons. The coding region runs from base 71 to 1495 and encodes 474 amino acids.